GCCGGAAUUGGGGGUGAAGCUCCAGCGUUGUGCCCACAUUCGGGGCGCGCGGAGCUGAGGGGUCCCUGGGGGGGACGCCCGGAGCUAAGAUGGCGUCCGCAGCCGAGGGGGACGUGGGAGCGUUGGCGGAGCUAACGAGGGUACUGCGCUGGGGUUUCCAGGACCUGAGCCUUAACAAGUUGGCGACGUCCCUGGGCGCGUCAGAACAGGCACUGCGGCUCAUCAUCUCCAUCUUCCUAGGUUACCCCUUGGCUUUGUUUUAUCGGCGUUACCUUUUCUACAAGGACAGCUACCUCAUCCAUCUCUUCCACACCUUUACAGGCCUCUCAAUUGCUUAUUAUAACUUUGGAAACCAGCUCUACCACUCCCUGCUAUGCACUGUGCUUCAGUUCUUCAUCCUCCGGCUGAUGGGCCGCACCAUCACUGCCGUCCUCACUACCUUUUGCUUCCAGAUGGCCUACCUUCUUGCCGGAUACUAUUACACAGCCACUGGCACCUACGAUAUCAAGUGGACGAUGCCACAUUGUGUCCUGACCUUGAAGCUGAUCGGUCUGGCCAUCGACUACUAUGACGGAGGGAAAGAUCAAAAAUCGCUGUCCUCUGAGCAACAGAAAUACGCCAUACAGGGUGUUCCUUCCCUGCUGGAAGUUGCUGGCUUCGCCUACUUCUAUGGGGCCUUCUUGGUGGGGCCCCAGUUCUCAAUGAACCACUACAGGAAGCUGGUGCAGGGAGAGCUGACUGACCUACCGGGCAAGAUACCAAACAGCACCAUACCUGCUCUCAAGCGCCUGGGUCUGGGCCUUGUCUACCUAGUGGGCUACACCCUGCUCAGCCCCCACAUCACAGAAGACUACUUCCUCACUGACGACUACGAGAACCGCAGCUUCUGGUUCCGCUGCAUGUACAUGCUGGUCUGGGGCAAGUUUGUGCUAUACAAAUACGUCACCUGUUGGCUGGUCACGGAAGGCGUGUGCAUCCUGACGGGGCUGGGCUUCGAUGGCUUUGACGAAUACGGGAAGGCCAAGUGGGACGCCUGUGCCAACAUGAAGGUGUGGCUCUUUGAAACAAACCCCCGCUUCACGGGCACCAUCGCCUCUUUCAACAUCAACACCAACGCCUGGGUGGCCCGUUACUUCUUCAAACGACUCAAAUUCCUUGGAAAUAAAGAACUAUCCCAGGGCCUCUCGUUGCUGUUCUUGGCCCUCUGGCACGGGCUGCACUCCGGGUACCUGGUCUGCUUCCAGAUGGAAUUCCUCAUUGUUAUCGUGGAAAGACAGGCUGCCAGCCUGAUUCGAGAUAGCCCAGCCCUGAGCCGCCUCGCCUCCAUCACAGUGCUGCAGCCCCUCUACUAUCUGGUGCAGCAGACCAUCCACUGGCUCUUCAUGGGUUACUCAAUGACUGCCUUCUGCCUCUUCACGUGGGACAAAUGGCUGAAGGUGUAUAAAUCCAUCUAUUUCCUUGGCCAUGUCUUCUUCUUGAGUCUACUAUUCACAUUGCCUUAUGUCCGCAAAGCAAUGGUGCCAAGGAAAGAGAAGUUAAAGAAAAUGGAAUAAUCUAUUUCCCUGGUGGCCCAGAGCAGGACUGGUGCAGAAAGGACUCGCCUCCCUUUCCACAGCACUCCUUCGCCCUAGAGCACAGAGAGCCAGAAGCCAGGGUGUGGGAAGACGGGGCUCCCCCAGCUGUGCCUCUGCUGCCGGCCACGUCUCCAUUUGGGGCCAAAGGGGAAACUCUCGUGGGAGGAGUAGAGGGGCCCACAUCUCCCCUCUGGGCUCCCCCAUGCACGUUGCCUUAUCUCUCCCCCUCUAGCCAGGAAUCUGUUGUGUUUUUCUUCUGCCAAUUUACUAUGAUUGUAUAUGUGCCGCUACCUCCGCCCCCCUAUGGGGGGAGAGGAGGGGCAAGGCCCCGCCUGCUCCACUUUUCUACCUUGGACUGUACCAGAUAAAGUCACUUCAGUUUGUUGUUUUUCA
Messenger RNA from Hippopotamus amphibius kiboko, 1967 nucleotides. It is a transcript of the gene LPCAT3, whose product is annotated as lysophosphatidylcholine acyltransferase 3. Bases 90 to 1553 code for a protein of 487 amino acids. Gene Ontology annotation, cellular component: membrane. Gene Ontology annotation, biological process: lipid modification; phosphatidylcholine biosynthetic process. Gene Ontology annotation, molecular function: 1-acylglycerophosphocholine O-acyltransferase activity; lysophospholipid acyltransferase activity. The transcript is spliced from 13 exons. The record is from RefSeq and is a predicted model, not a curated record. Lineage: Eukaryota; Metazoa; Chordata; Mammalia; Artiodactyla; Hippopotamidae.